Messenger RNA from Engraulis encrasicolus (European anchovy), 3969 nucleotides. RefSeq names its product PAX interacting (with transcription-activation domain) protein 1 (gene paxip1). Bases 93 to 3632 code for a protein of 1179 amino acids. The transcript has 21 exons. Gene Ontology annotation, biological process: positive regulation of transcription initiation by RNA polymerase II. Gene Ontology annotation, cellular component: nucleus. Lineage: Eukaryota; Metazoa; Chordata; Actinopteri; Clupeiformes; Engraulidae. The record is from RefSeq and is a predicted model, not a curated record.
ACUUUGAGGGCACCGAAUUGAUGCGAGUUCAUUGAAGACAGGGUGAUACUAAGCAAUAUAAAUGAGUAUCAUCGCUUUAAAACUACAUUACAAUGUCUGAAGAGGAGUUGACGGUGCCUGAAGAACUUUUCAAAGACGUGAAAUUUUACGUGGUUGGUGAUAUUGACCAGAAGGUCAUUCAGCUUUUGAAAGCAGGGAAAGGAAAAGAAGUGUCCUAUAAUGCUUUGGCUACUCACAUCAUUGCUGUCGAUGGCGAUAAUCCUGAAGUUGGGGAAUCCCGAGAAGUGUUUGACUUGCCUGUUGUAAAGCCAUCAUGGGUGAUUCUGUCCGUGCGAUGUGGAGACUUACUACCGGUCACAGGCUUCUCUCCAGAGUCGGGCCAGCUAUUCUUUGGCGUCACGGCAUGUCUUCCGCGGCUUCCAGACGAUCUCAGUACUCUUUGGGCCUUGAUCACGUACCACGGUGGAGACUGUCAGCUGUCACUCAAUAAGAAGUGCACCCAUCUGAUUGUGCCAGAGCCAAAGGGGGAAAAGUAUGAGCGUGCCUUGAAGGAGAGUAGCAUUCUCAUAGUUACUCCAGAAUGGGUGGUGGAUACGGUGAAGGACAAGGCCCGGAAGGAUGAGCAGCUGUACCACCCUCGUUUGAUCUACCUGGAGGAAGAAGAGGAGGAGGAGGAGGAUGAAGGAAGCGAGUAUGAAAGCCGCGGCUCUCGCUCAGACAUCAGCUACAGCCCCCGUCGUUCCCCGCGCAGCCGGCGGUCAAGCGGCGCCUCGUCCCGCGAUGCCUCGCCCAAGGCAAGACGCAGACGGCCGCGGCCCAGACGGCGGCCCCGCUCCUCAUCUCGGUCAGCCUCGCGUUCUCAGUCCCGCUCCAGAUCCCGCUCCGCUAGCCCGGUCCACAAGCCGGAGCGACGAAGCGAACUGAUGUUCGACGACUCCGACGACUCUGGUGCGGAGAAGGAGGAGCGGAAUCUAAACUGGACGCCCGCUGAAGUGCCGCAGCCUCCUCCUGGGGCGACUGCCAAACGCCGGCCAGGGAAGGAGUCUGGCCUCAUCAACUUGUGUGCCAGCGUACCCGUAAUUCCUGGGGCGGCGGCGGGGGCUGGUGGCGCACAGGUGCCCGCAGAGGCAGCUGGAGCCGGAGCCGGAGGGGCAGGGUCGGUGCCUGCUGACAGGCCAGAGGGCGUACCGGGAUGGAGUCCUGCAGCCAGAACACUAAGGAACAUCACUAAUAGCGCUGAGGUGCCGCAGCCCAACAGGCCCUCCAAUGUUGCACAUAUUCUCCAGAGUCUGACUGGCUCAGCCAAGCCAGGGGAGCAGCAGGCGCACCCUGGUCAGCCUGGCGUGCCAAACCAGCUUGUUUUCAACCAAGCCAAGACGCCAGGGCCACUGCAGCAGCUAACUGAAGCACAGCAACAUCUCCUACAACAACAACAGCAGCAGCAGCAACAACAGCAACAGCAGCAGCAGCCGCAGGGCCAUCAGUUGCCACAGCAGCAACAGCAUCACCCGCAGCAAAUGCCACCUCAACAACAUACAAUGAUGCCCCACAUGCCACCCCAAGUCAUGCAGUUACACCAGCAGCAGCAGCAACAGCAGCAGCAGCAACAACAACAGCAGCAACAGCAACAGGUUCCACCGCAAGGUUUUCCUCAGAUGCCCCAGCAGUCCCAUCAAUUUAUGCAGCAGCAGCAGCAGCAACAACAACAGGCUCAUCAGCAACAGAUGCAUCCACAGCAGCUCUUCAAUCAGCAGCAGCAGCAGCAGCAGCAGCAGCAGCAGCAUCAGUUCUCUCAGCAGCAGCUUCGGCCCCAGCAGCUCCUGCGCCCACCCCUGCAGCAGCAGCUCCAGCAGCAACAACAGCAUGCUCUCCAGCAGCAGCUGCAGCAGUUGCAGCAGCAGAGGAUGCAAAUGCAGCUCCAGCAGCAGCAGCAGCAACAACAGCAACAAAAUCAGCAGCAGAAUCAGCAACAGCAAAUGCAACAGCAGCACUUGCAGCAACAACAGCAGCAGCAGCAUUUCAUGCAGCAGCAGCAGUUGCAGCAGCAGCACCUGCAACAGCGGCAGCAGCAGCAGCAGCAGCAGCUCCAGAACCAGAAUCAGCAGGGGAUGCCGCAUCCGCCGCAGCAGGGCAUGCCACCGCAGGCUCAGCCGGGAAUGCAGCCGGGCAUCCACCCUAUACAGCCUCACCAACUGUUCGGUCAUGAGCCGGGCGUGGAAAUUCCUGAAGGGGGUUGCCUAGCAGGAUGUGUUUUUGCCAUUGCUGACUAUCCAGAACAGAUGGCCGACAGACAACUCUUGUCAAGUUGGAAAAAGACCAUUGUAGAUCAUGGUGGUACUGUGGACUCGUCCCUGAACAGUCGGUGCACCCACCUGCUUUGUGAAAGUCAAGUCAGCAGCAUGUAUGUUCAGGCCCUUAGGGAGGGGAAGCGAUGUGUCACUGUCCACUGGCUUGAGUCUGUCCUGAAGAAGAGGAAGAUGGUCCCCCCACAUAAAGCAAUACACCUCCCCUUUGCCUUCCCCCCUGGAGCAAAGCCCUGCUCGCAGCAUAUCGUGGCUAUAUCUGGCUUCGUGGAUACGGAUCGCAUGGACCUGAGGCUCAUGUGCCUCCUAGCAGGCGCCCGAUACACUGGCUAUCUGAGCCAUAGCAACACUGUGGUCAUCUGCAAACAGCCGAGCGGGGCCAAGUACCAGAGAGCGAAGGAGUGGCGCAUCCCCUGUGUCAACGCCCAGUGGCUGUGUGACAUCCUGCUGGGCAACUUCGAGGCACUGCGGCAGGUGCAGCACAGCAGGUACUCCCAGUUCAACCUGCAGGAGCCCUUUGCACCCAACCUGCACCUGGUGCACAUCCACAAUCUGCUGGGUGCGUGGCGGACGCCUGUGAAGGUGGCACCAGAUGCUUUAGCAACACUACGCCUACAAUUGAAACAGAAGCAAGCUGAUAACCCUCAGAUACCGUCUAAGAAACCCAAGCUUGAAGAGCUCCCUACACCAACUAAGAAGCUGUCACCAGGGUCUAAACCUGUGGUGUGUUUCACUGGCUUUGGCAAGCCCAACGUCCUGCAAUACAUAAAGAAGUUGCAUGAGCUCGGAGGGGAGUGGACGGACAAUCCCCAGCAGUGCACCCACCUGGCGGCUAACAAGGUGCAGCGCACGGUGAAGUUCCUGGCCGCCUUCCCCGUGGCCAAGCACGUGGUCACGUCCGAGUGGCUGGAGGAGAGCUGGAAGAGCCAGCAGUUUGUCGAUGAACAGAAGUACCAGCUGCGGGACGCAGAAGCGGAGGUGCUGUUCAGCUUCAGUCUGGAGGAAUCUCUGAAGAGGGCCCACACAGCCAAGCUCUUCAAGGGCAAGUAUUUCUAUGUCUCCCCUGGGAUCACUCCAAGCCUGCGCAUCACGAAAGUCAUUGUGGAGUGUGCUGGAGGGAAGCUACUGCCAAAGAUGCCCUCUUUCCGUAAGAUUAUGGAGCACAAGCAAAACAAAAACCUUCCAGAAAUCGUUCUCAUAUCUUGUGAGAAUGAUCUACAUCUGUUCAGGGAAUACUUCCUGAAAAAUAUUGACGUGCACAAUGCAGAAUUCAUCCUGACCGGAGUGUUGACACAAAAGUUGGAUUACGAAUCGUAUAAAUUCACGUGAUGGGGAGGCGAGGUUGAUGCCCCAUGGCUCAUGCCUGAAAGCUGCUGUUAAUGUUUGUUCCUGCAAGGCCAUGUGAAGACGAAGAUGUUCCUGAAGAACCACAAAUUGUUCCAUGAAUUAAUUGCUGUCUUUUUUGCAGUGUUUUUUUCCAAUGCUGCACACAAGUUCCAGGUUUUACCGAAUAGUUUUAUGACUUUUAGUAAAUAGCUGUAUGUUAUUUUUAUGAUGUUAACUUAUGACAGUUGUGAACUUAUCAUGGUGUGUUUUUACAGAAGAACUUCUGCUUUAUUCUUUUUUCGUAAAAAAAUAAAUAAAUUGGUGGAUAAAGUUAAAAGUU